This is a messenger RNA of Trametes versicolor FP-101664 SS1, 1604 nucleotides long. RefSeq lists its product as uncharacterized. The record is from RefSeq and is a predicted model, not a curated record. Gene Ontology annotation, cellular component: membrane. The coding region runs from base 44 to 1519 and encodes 491 amino acids. NCBI's taxonomy places the organism in Eukaryota, Fungi, Basidiomycota, Agaricomycetes, Polyporales, Polyporaceae. The transcript has 9 exons.
AAACUCUCCUUGCACUUCGACCUGCUCGACCACCUUGCCCAUCAUGGGUGUUCUCCUUUCUUUACCACUGGCUGGCGUGUUUGGCACAGUGGCCUCCUCAUGUCUCGCUGGUCUCGCCUUCUGCUUCACUUCGACUGCAGCCUCGAUGUUCUGCAAGUCAUGCAACUGCAACUCCUCCAUUGCGACUCGUGUCGGCUUCGCCAUGAUCUUCUGCUUGAACUCGAUGCUAGCAUGGCUCAUGAAGUCGCCGCUAAUCAUUGACCAAAUCGAGAAGAUGAGCCAUGGCUACCUGAAGAUGGACUGUGAAGGCGACAAGUGUUAUGGGGUCCUUGCAGUUCAUCGUAUCUGCUUCGCACUAGCGCUGUUCCACCUCUUCCUCAGUGCAUCCCUCAUUGGUGUGAAAGACACCAAGGACAAGCGCGCCGCCAUUCAGAACGGAUGGUGGGGUCCCAAAGCCCUCUUCUGGCUUGUUCUGGUCGUCGUGUCCUUCUUCAUCCCUAACGGCUUCUUCAUGUUCUGGGGCAACUACGUCUCAAUGAUCGGUGCUACUAUCUUCAUCCUCCUCGGUCUCGUCCUCCUCGUUGACUUCGCGCACUCCUGGUCCGAAACCUGCCUCGAGAACUGGGAACAGUCCAACUCGAACCUCUGGCAAUGGAUCCUCAUCGGCUCCACAGCGGGCAUGUACGUCGCCACGAUCGCGCUCACCGGCGUGCUCUACGCGUUCUUCGCCUCGUCCGGGUGCACACUCAACCGCUUCUUCAUCUCGUUCAACCUCGCGCUCUGCGUGCUCGUGACGAUCAUGUGCGUGCACCCGACGGUGCAGGAGUACAACCCGCGCUCGGGGCUCGCGCAGUCGAGCAUGGUCGCCGUCUACUGCACGUACCUCAUCAUGUCUGCGAUCGGGAACCACGCGCACGAGACGUGCAACCCGCUGCGCCGCGGCUCCGGCACGCAGUACACCACUCUGUUCCUCGGCGCUGCGUUCACGUUCCUCGCAAUCGCGUACUCGACUAGUCGGGCGGCGACGCAGAGCCGGGCGCUCGUGGGCAAGGAUAGGAAGGGUCUCAUUCAGCUUCCUACGGAGGGCGAGCAUCAUGCGGAGCUUGGAGUUGUCAGCACGCAACCUGGGAGGACUGAGACUCCGCGGUACCAGGCUCUCCUCGCGGCCGUUGAAGCUGGUGCUAUUCCCGCCUCAGCUCUAGACGAGGAGAUGGAGGAUGACGACGAGGAUGAAGUCACUGGCGACUCCCGAGACGACGAGCGCUCUGGAACUCGCUACAACUACGCCUGGUUCCACGUCAUUUUCGCGAUUGGCGCCAUGUACGUCGCGAUGCUGCUCACCGACUGGAACGUGGUCAAGCCUGACUCGAACCCAAACCACGAGCAGGACGUGUACAUCGGGCGGUCCGAGGUCGCGAUGUGGAUGCGUGUCGUGUCGAGCUGGAUCUGCAUGAUUCUGUACAUGUGGAGCCUGCUCGCACCGGUGCUCAUGCCCGACAGGUUCAGCGAGUACUACUGAGGCCUCGUGCGGCUGUCAGGGGGCUAUCUAUAGCAUAUAGUAUUGUACGAUCGGUAGUGGUCUUUGAAUUCAUGGACAAUGUUUG